AUGAGUACUGCAGCGACAUCCGUCAUCUGCAGCGGGAAACAGGUGGCAGUGCUGACCCGAACCCCGCUGCGACCACCGAGUUCGCCAUCUCCGGGUCUGGAUCUUAGCAUUCCAUUGCAAAUCGUAGAAACUUCACCCUCGCCAUCGCCACCUGCUCCGCUUGCUCAAGACCCGUGGCUCGACCAUGACUACGUGCACAAAGGUCCACCUCAGGUCCUCACUCAGACCCGGCUGAUACUCCCAAUGCAGAAAAUAGUGAUUGUGAAACCGCAGGACUUCCUACACAAAUCAUCGAAUGCAGUUUCCGUAAUCAUAUCAAAGAGAUGUGAGCCAGCUGUACAGAUUAUCAAUGCUCCCCGGAUCAACAAUCGUCAGACAAGUGAGAAUGUGGACUAUGAAGUGCGUGAAGUUGUCACAAAAGUGGUUGAGACAGUGACCGCAUUGGAGUACUGCAGGGACCUCGCACAGCGGGAUCAACAUAUCGGCAAAGCUCUUCAGAGCGGCCAAAAUCCAUCUCCCAGCGGAAUGCUCGGCGACCUGUUCCUCCGCUGCAGCCACUGUGAUCUCUCGUUUAGUGGGCCCAACUCGGUGACCAGUCUCCACGACCACAUCAAGUUCACUCAUUCGGACAAGGCUUUCGCACCUCAGAUGCCUUGCCUGAGAGAAACAUUCGCGUGUAGCAAGUGCAACGCAACUUUCAUGAAACGUGAUCACCUUGAGAAGCACGAACUAAUCCACAGUACACCGACGACACUCGGUCACGGCAGGAGCAUCGACGAGAACAAUGUUCUUCGUCGAUUCAAGUGCAACGAGUGCACGAAGGCGUUCAAGUUCAAGCAUCACCUGAAGGAACAUCUACGGAUCCAUUCCGGAGAGAAACCGUUCGUGUGUCGGAACUGCGGUAAACGUUUCUCUCACUCGGGAUCGUACUCGUCGCAUAUGACCAGCAAAAAAUGUCUAGUAGUGAAUCUCAAGGUGCGCAAAGUUGAUCUCAAGCAACCGACAUCGGCGACGAGACCGCCGCGGUCUUCUCAGAGUACUGGAGGACAAUCGAAUCAGUUUCGACCGAUUAUUCCGAAAUUUGGCGCACAGGAUUUUUCCGCUUACCCCAUGGGCGGUCAGCAGAAUUUCGACAUGAGUUCCCGGCCGCCACUCCUUACCGCCGCUAUGGCUGCCGUCGGCUAUCCGUUUAAUAUGCUGGGACAGUUUCCUUUGCCUAGCAGUUACCUCCCUUUGGCGGCGAGUUUUCAAGAAGUCGCCCAUCUACUCCAACAAAACCAUCAGACGUCAAGCACUUCGCCAUUGACGUCUGCUUCGGCGACGGCUGCGACCGGUGAAACAGCUGAUACCGUUGCUGCCGCGGCUGCCGCGGCGAAGAGCAUCCUCGACUGUAAACUUGAAACGGAUCUCAAGCCAGAAUUGAAAAGUGAAAGUCUCAAGUGCAGCAAGUGCAAUCAACGCAUGUCGUCGCCGAUGGAGCUGUUCCAACAUGAGCGCUUCGUUUGUAAGCUAGCCACCGACGUAAAUCGUAACCUACCGAGCGAAACCGAAUCUCUGAUGGAGACGAGAGUGAAAAAUGAGCCCGACUUGGAGAUUGAGGUCAAGGAUGAGGAAGAACUCAACGAGGAGGCGAGCGCUUUCCUCAGGGCCCAACACCGGAUCAACGGACCGUACCCGAAGCCGUCCGAUAUCGAGCAUUUCGCGCAGGAGCUCAAAGUUUCGAAAAAUACCGUAGAACGGUGGUUCGAGACGGUCAAUAGAUCGGAUCGCGUCGAAAAGCCACGCGAAUCAUCUCCUCCCACGUCUACCCACUCGAGGCCGUCCUCGGCUGCGAAUUCCCCCAAACGACGCAGACUGACCCUCGACGCGGAAACCUCAGAUCCCGACCAGCCGCUGGAUCUCUCUAUGAAGAGCGGGAAAAGCGUCUCGUCUGAAGGCAGCCGGUCGCCGUCACCGUUCAAAUCUUUUGACACCUCAGUGCCCAAAAACCUCCUAGCUCUGUCAGCGAUCAAAGCGCUCGACGGUGAAACUCCUGACUACGCAAAACUGUUGGGCUACCGUCAAUUCAGUUCUCCUGAAAACGCUGUUGUCGGACUGCUGAUGGCCGGAUCGACCCAGUUCCCCACAGAUCUGAUGACGGGUAUGCGAUCCACCUCGACGUCGAGCGACGUUUCAAGUAGAGACGCUGUCAGUCCGUUCCACCCGUUUUUCGAGCCGCGCAGUUGGCCUGACGAGGAGUUGCACGAGACUACGAAAAUAACGAAACCGAGCAAAGUGAUCUCGACGAAAGAGGACGAGCAGACUGGCAGCCAGAGUUACAACUGUGAUCAGUGCGAUAAAGUAUUCAGCAAGCAGAGCUCCUACACACGCCACAAGUUCGAGCACUCCGGAGUCCGACCGCACAAAUGCGAGGUAUGCUCGAGAGCAUUCAAACACAAGCACCAUCUUACCGAGCACCGAAGGCUACACUCUGGCGAGAAACCAUUCCAGUGUCGGAAAUGCCUAAAACGCUUCUCGCACAGUGGUUCCUUCUCUCAGCACAUGAAUCAUAGAUACUCGUAUUGUAAACCGUACAGGGAGGAGGCUAAGAACACCGUCAGCCCCGGCGUCGCCCAAUCUCAAGGAACUCCGUCACCUCCACCAGGGAGUCCAGUUAUGGCUUCAUCUUGAACUCGUCGUCGUAUGCCUCGGAUUUCGGGUCAAAGGGCUGAUCGGUUGUCACGGUCGUACUCGUUCUGCCCUCAGCGGCCUCGUUCUCCUGACCCUUCUUGAUCUACAUUCCGAAGUGCUGUGUAUGAGCUGCAUAUGAUUCUGCAGUACCUCUUGCAAUGUUUAAAUAGUCUCCCCACGGAAGGACUGGAUGCGUGGACGAAUGAACGGAAAUAGAUUAUUCAAUCAAAGGAUCGAUAAAUCAAUGCUUCUA
Molecule: messenger RNA, 2923 nt
Organism: Galendromus occidentalis (western predatory mite)
Lineage: Eukaryota; Metazoa; Arthropoda; Arachnida; Mesostigmata; Phytoseiidae
Gene: zfh1
Product: Zn finger homeodomain 1
Exons: 7
Coding region: 1-2670 (889 amino acids)
Biological process (GO): anatomical structure development; regulation of transcription by RNA polymerase II
Molecular function (GO): DNA-binding transcription factor activity, RNA polymerase II-specific; RNA polymerase II cis-regulatory region sequence-specific DNA binding
Source: RefSeq, a predicted model, not a curated record